UCUCUAUCGAUGCACGAUUUUUCUCUUAUUAUUAUUAUUUAUCCAAUCUUUAAAAAUUUGAUUUAACUCACCAGAAAACCUCAGGCCUUUUCACCGGAAUCAUUUCAAUGAACAAGAAUUUGCUCUGAAACAAAUUGAAAAAAAUUUGAACCUUUUUUGGGCUUUGAAAAUUGUGAGUUUUUGGGCUUUAGAAGAAAAGCAGAAUGGGCUGUGCUGGAUCGACGCCGGCCAAAGGAGACGUGAAUGUGAAAAAGAUCCGGAAGCCUAAACCCUGGAAACAUCCUCAGCCGAUAACAAAGUCUCAACUUGUGCAGAUGCGUGAAGAGUUUUGGGACACUGCUCCUCAUUAUGGUGGCAGGAAAGAGAUCUGGGAUGCACUUCGAGCUGCUGGUGAAGCUGAUCUAACCCUUGCUCAAGCUAUCGUGGACAGUGCAGGGAUCAUAGUGCAAAAUGCUGAUUUAACUGUCUGCUAUGAUGAAAGAGGUGCCAAGUAUGAACUACCAAAGUAUGUUUUGAGUGAGCCAACCAACUUGAUCCGAGAAAGUGGAAAAUAGAGAGAAUGCUGAGUGCAAUGUAUGCAAGGUUGAAUGUAAAUCAUGUAUAUUAUUCUCUCAAUCUUCUUUGAAAUCCUUUAUAAACUCUGCGCCACUUUUGUGCCUUCUUAACUUGUGACUUUCAACGUUUACUAGGUUGCUCUAAGUUUCUCUGAUGAAAUGAUCAAGGGCAUAAACAUUGGUUU
Messenger RNA from Durio zibethinus, 739 nucleotides. RefSeq lists its product as uncharacterized. NCBI's taxonomy places the organism in Eukaryota, Viridiplantae, Streptophyta, Magnoliopsida, Malvales, Malvaceae. The record is from RefSeq and is a predicted model, not a curated record.